GUCAGAAGGUUUGUCUCUUCCCUCCAGGACCAAAAGAAAUGGCCGGUGUGAUCGAGAAAGCCAACUGUGCUGUUCCUGAGCAGCAAGAUAAAGUCAAAGCAAGAGAUCCUCCUGCAGCAUCUCCAGCAACUGAAAGAAAUCAGGGGUCUCGGCCUUUUGCUCCACAAGGGGAAGCCUGGAGCCCAGAAGCCAUCAAAAUAUUUUUAAAUAUGUGGACCCACCCUAAUAUCCAGUCAAUGAGGGCAGCCAGGAAGAGACGCCGAGCAAUAUAUAGAAUGAUCUCCAGGAUGUUGCACAACGAGGGUAUACCUAAAAGCUGGAGUGAAUGUAGGGACAUGAUGGUGGCCCUGGAAAAUUUAUAUUGGACCUUCCAGGAGUCCAAUCAGAAUGGACAACCUCGUCCCUUUCUCUACCCAUUCAAGGAGGCUUUAGAAAGAGUCUUUCCAUUCACAUGGGACACGCAUGGGGGAUCUGAGCGUGAAGAGUCCGAGUCCACAGACCUUGACACCUCAGGGGCAUACGUUUGGAACCCCAUUCCUCCUUGGACUCUUCCUUGGCAUGCUGCGGUGCAAUAUGACUCCCUUCCUUGGAGUGGAGCCUUCAUUGCCCAAGGGCAGAAUGCCCAAAUGAUGAACAGCACCCUGGAGCCCCCACCAGUGAUCCCCACCACAUUUGCCUACAUAUUCACUCAAGUGCCUCAUUGGAGUACCGCUCAAGGUCCACAGUCGGAGAUUCCAUGGCCCCCACAGCCGCUCAUCUAUAUGGACAGCCCUGGGAUGGAGAAAGAGGUCCAGGACUGA
Messenger RNA from Sarcophilus harrisii (Tasmanian devil), 800 nucleotides. RefSeq lists its product as uncharacterized. Bases 39 to 800 code for a protein of 253 amino acids. The record is from RefSeq and is a predicted model, not a curated record. NCBI's taxonomy places the organism in Eukaryota, Metazoa, Chordata, Mammalia, Dasyuromorphia, Dasyuridae. The transcript has 4 exons.